This is a messenger RNA of Octopus bimaculoides (California two-spot octopus), 1250 nucleotides long. Its product is annotated as tubby-related protein 3. Lineage: Eukaryota; Metazoa; Mollusca; Cephalopoda; Octopoda; Octopodidae. Gene Ontology annotation, cellular component: cilium. Gene Ontology annotation, biological process: protein localization to cilium. The record is from RefSeq and is a predicted model, not a curated record.
CUUAUGAUGGUCCUGCUAGCAACUUUGAAAUGAACAACUCUGAGGAAAUGACUGAAGUUCAAGUAUUUAAUGUUACUCCUGAUGAAAGCAAAGAUUACAGUGAUAGCGACAGUGAUAUUCCAACCAUUUCAACAGAUGGGAGUCAGCGCGGUUUGAUCCUAGAAGAUGAUGAUGAAAGUAUUGCUAUUGCACCACAGCCUACGACAUCACCUGGCAUGCUCUCACCAAAUGCAGACUUUGAUAUACAAAAUGAUGUUCAUGGUAUGCUCACCCUCAAUUCGAAUAAUGUGUACCCAUCAGAUACUCGCGAGAGCCUGGAUGAGUUCGUACUGAAACCCGCUCAGCAAGGAUCCAUUAUCAAAUGUCGGAUAACGCGAGACAAACGAGGAGUUGACCGAAGUGUUUAUCCAACGUACUACCUACACAUGGAGCGAGAAGAUGGUAAAAAACAAUUUCUACUGGCUGGGAGAAAAAGAAAGAAAAGCACGACUUCAAAUUAUUUAAUCUCUACCGACCCAACUGACCUCUCCCGGGGUGGUGAAGCAUACAUAGGCAAACUCAGAUCAAAUUUAUUGGGAACUCAAUUUACAUUAUUCGACAAAGGUUCAAACCCAAAGAGAUCUAAUAGUUUAGCCACCCCCGAAAUGGCUGUUACUCGCAGAGAAUUAGUUGGUAUUGUAUAUGAUACCAACGUCCUUGGCUUCAAAGGACCUCGAAAGAUGACAGUAAUUGUCCCUGGUAUGAAUCUCAGUCACGAAAGAGUGGAAGUCGUGCCGAAUGAUGAACAUGAUGGUCUAAUAGAGCGAUGGAAACGUAAAACUAUGGACAAUAUGCUGGAAUUACACAAUAAGACGCCUGUCUGGAACGAAGAAACCCAAUCUUACGUCUUGAAUUUCCAUGGAAGAGUUACACAAGCCUCUGUAAAAAAUUUCCAGAUAGUUCACGAUAAUGACAUUGACUAUAUUGUGAUGCAGUUUGGCCGUGUUGCCGAGGACGUUUUCACCAUGGACUUCCAAUACCCGUGCUGCCCUCUACAGGCAUUCGGUAUUGCCCUUAGUAGCUUCGACAGUAAAUUGGCUUGUGAAUAAAUUUAACAGACGUACAUAUCAACAAGACCAAACAUUUCGGGUUUAUGAAUUCAGUAAGGGUUUGUAAAUUCUGUGUGUUGGGGAAGGGUGGGCAUGGUUUGGUUUGUUUGUCGUUUGGCUUUUUUUUUUUGUAAAUAAAUUAAAUAAAUACAUAUAUAUAUA